Messenger RNA from Paramecium sonneborni, 661 nucleotides. Lineage: Eukaryota; Ciliophora; Oligohymenophorea; Peniculida; Parameciidae. The record is from the annotation of a GenBank genome assembly.
AUGCAAAAUCACAUAAAUUUUGAAUUUGCAAAUGAGGAAUAAAAAACUUCUCGGAUUGAAAGUCCCAAGAAAUUUAUCAGAAAUAGAAAAAGUAAUUAUAAAAAUUACUUAGAGUAGAUUCUGAAAAUCUAGGGAAAUUUUUGAAAUAUAAAUUGAUAAAUGCAAAAAUUCUCUUUGAAAAAAUUUAAAAAUAUUUUGAAUAGAAAUAAGAAAUUAAAAAUUAAGAAUUAGUUGAAAAUUUAUAGUAGUUUCCCUUUAAUAUAUAGGAUAAUAAAAAAGCAUUAUUAUUAAUUCUUUAUUUAUUGAGGAUAAUUCAUAAUAAUUUGUUGAAUUUACUCUUUUAAAAAUAAAUGACAUUUGUGUCAUUAAAGGUAAACUAAAAAAAGUUAUAGGAAAAUAUACAGUAAUUAAUGAGGAACAAUAAUCAUAAAUGAUGGAUUAUAUUGGUUAAUAAAUUUGGAAAUGUAGUUAAUCAAUAGUUGAAUUAAUCAAAAUGAUUGUAUAAAAAAAAACAAAUUCUCAAUUUAAUGAUAACGAAAAUGAAGUUAUCAAAUGCCUUAGUAAAUAGCAAUAUUUUUUAGAAGAUAAAUAAAAAGAAAUUUUGGGAUAUUUAUUAAUGAAGAGUUUAACUGGAUAAAAUUGUUUGAAUAUAAAGGUCUGA